AUGGCUCCAUCACCUGUUCAGAGUAUUUUAUAUAAUUAUAUUGUAAUAGUUGCAGGAAUCUUUCUACUGGUCCGAUUUCACCCACUCACAACUAUCAAUAAUUAUAUUUUAACAACUAUAUUAUGCCUCGGAGCCCUAACCACAUUAUUUACAGAUAUUUGUGCCCUCACCCAAAAUGACAUCAAAAAAAUUGUCGCUUUCUCCACAUCAAGCCAACUAGGCCUGAUAAUAGUAACACUAGGGAUAAACCAACCAUAUUUAGCAUUUCUACAUAUCUGUACCCACGCAUUCUUCAAAGCCAUGCUCUUUAUAUGCUCUGGCUCAAUCAUUCAUAGCCUGGCAGAUGAACAAGAAAUCCGAAAAAUAGGAAACAUCACAAAAACCAUACCAUUCACCUCAUCAUGCCUAGUAAUCGGAAGCUUAGCCCUCACAGGAAUGCCAUUCCUAACAGGAUUCUACUCAAAAGACUUAAUUAUUGAAGCAAUUAAUACCUGCAACACCAACGCCUGAGCCCUACUAAUUACACUAAUCACCACUUCUAUAACAGCUAUAUACAGUAUACGAAUCACUUAUUUCGUAACAAUAACAAAACCACGUUUUCCUCCCCUAAUCUCCAUUAACGAAAAUGACCCAGACCUCAUAAACCCAAUCAAACGCCUAGCAUUCGGAAGCAUCUUUGCAGGAUUUGUCAUCUCAUACAACAU
Molecule: messenger RNA, 704 nt
Organism: Mus musculus (house mouse)
Lineage: Eukaryota; Metazoa; Chordata; Mammalia; Rodentia; Muridae
Product: NADH-ubiquinone oxidoreductase chain 5-like
Exons: 2
Coding region: 1-510 (169 amino acids)
Source: RefSeq, a predicted model, not a curated record